UAACUGUGUGCUUAAAAGACACAGAACAAAACAAGAUUUCUGAUUCCUUCAUGCAGGUACCAAUUUGAAACAUGAAGAUGGUAAUUCUGUUUCUCUCUCUUCUGGGAUUGACAAUCGCCUUGCCAGUCAACCAACUUGGUAGAGCCCUUGCUACAAGCAACAGCAGAGAAAUAUUACGACUGCUGCAAAGGUACAGAGCCUUGGGAAACAAUCCACAGCAAACCCAGCAAAGGUCAAAACCUGUGUUUGGGCUGCCUCCAGCGAAGUUGGUUCCAGAUCAGACAACAUUAACAAACCAGCCUCCAAAUGAGGCUACUCCACUUGAAUGGCCAUUUAUAAAUUUCCCCGUGACUCUUCCAAAAAUCCCGUCAGAGCUAGGAACGACAAACUGGCAACCCAUCCCUGGCUUAAAUUUGAUGCCAUUCACACAGAUGAUCCCAAUAGACAUCAAUACUCUUGCUACUCUGUUAGGACUCGGAGGAUUUCCUUCAACACAGACAUUUCCUGUAGCAGGUGGCGGAAUCAAUGUCCCACAUCAGCUGCUACCACCACCACCACCACAAAUACUUCCAAUUUUAUUUGCACAAAUGGGACCGCAGGGUGCAGUGCUCAGUUCCGAAGAAGGGCAAUCACCUUCUCAGGUUUUUACUGGGUUAAUUCUCCCUGGAAUGCAAGGCGUAUUGAUCCCUUCAGGCCAGGCUGAAGCCCUCCCUGAAGGUCAAGAGGGGUUUCUUCCAGCAGGCCAGGCAGGAUCUAACCCGGGCAACUCAGCAGGUCAGCUACCAUUCCCAGAGGGCACAGCAGAUGCAACGGCCCUGGCAGGCAUCCAGAAGGUCUCCCCAGCAAUAAACGAUGGACUGUAUCCAACUCCCGCUGGCUUUAGACAGCCAGGUUACGAUCACAGUGUCACCCAGGAUCCAUUUGGAGAACCCACUGUCUUCGUCAAAAUUAAUAUGGAACCAAGUGAGCUUCGGGAACCACCUACUACCACUGCAAGACCUGAGAACGACAAAAUUCUGGGUGGCCAUACUUUGGCCCAAUCACUUGUGAGAGGAGACAGUCACAUGCCAGUAACCACCAUGGAGAGCAAGCUAUUGAGAGAGCCCUAAAGAAGGAUUAUUUAAUUCCAUGUAUGGUGUGCAUUGAUCAUAACUGCAGAUGUUAAUGC
Messenger RNA from Euleptes europaea (tarantolino), 1168 nucleotides. RefSeq names its product amelotin (gene AMTN). The transcript is spliced from 10 exons. NCBI's taxonomy places the organism in Eukaryota, Metazoa, Chordata, Lepidosauria, Squamata, Sphaerodactylidae. The record is from RefSeq and is a predicted model, not a curated record. Gene Ontology annotation, cellular component: cell-cell junction; basement membrane. Bases 72 to 1109 code for a protein of 345 amino acids. Gene Ontology annotation, biological process: positive regulation of enamel mineralization; odontogenesis of dentin-containing tooth.